AGAUUCAUCAAUAUCAUCAUCGGUUGACGUGCUUACACACGAUGGGGUGACAAACCUUUUCGCUGGCUGAUUACUAGACGGGGAUGCGCCAGGUCUACCGUCCCUUAUUUAUUUGUAUUUAUUAGUCAAAGUUAGCUCUUAACUUUGGAAUGUCAAUGUUUGUAAACUACACCAGUCAGAAAGGUCAAAGUCCAUGAGAGGUCCGACACCUGCCGUAAUGGUGACGUAACCAUGGUAAACAUGACGUCAUCGCAAUGGUAAACACUGGACCUAGUGUGAACUGAAAGAACAAUAAGGAACAAAACACAACUGUACCAGAGCAACAGCCUUUAGAUGGCUCUCACAUCAGAGUGGAAGGGCCCACCAGAGUCCUGGACUUCUUUGAACUUUCAGGUUGGAGAUUUGAUUGAAAUCCAAGAGAACGACCACACCAGCUGGGCUCUCUACCUUGGACAUGCACAGGUCGUCUACGCCGGGCCUUCACCUGAUCAACACUCAACCAAUCAGGAUACAGCAUCUUCAGCCAAUCAGAACACAACACAUGCACCUGGAGGUGACAGUGAAGCGACCAAUCAGAGCACUGCAGCAGGAACCAAUGAGAAGGACAGUAACAUCCAAUACCAAGUGAAGAAAGGUUUACUGAAGGCUGUGAUUGGCCAGCACACAGUGAGGAUAAACAACAUGUAUGACAGCACCAGAAAGGCAUUCCCAGUGCAAACUAUAGUAGAGAGAGCUGAGCUCCAUAUUGGCGAGACUGUUAGGGAUAAGAAGGAUGCCAUUGUGAACCUUAGGUACGAGAGACAAAUGAGAGUUUGGCAUCUGUAGCAAAUCUUGAAAAUUGUUCGAAAUAGAAUGAGAAAUAAAGAGUGCAGUAUCAUAAAAAUCAAUUAAGAGGUCCAUAAUGAAAGUCGUCCUUUGCUGACACCAAAGGACAUACCAAAUAUCAUAUGGAUCCAUCCAAAUAUGAGUUAUACAAAAGGCAUGUACUGUCCACAAAUACAUACAGGCGCAAAGGUAACCUGCAAAUAUAACUUUCUUGGCAAGGGUAAGAAAUGAGGCAUUAGUAUAAUGUGUAUGUUCAAGUGCUUUUAUUUCAUAGCCUAAAACGCCAGUGUCACUUUAUCUACAGUUAAUGAUUUUCACCUCAAAUAUGACAACAACCCUUUUUACAAUGUUCAUGCUUUAUCUGAUAUUUGUGUGGUUGUUCUUUCAAUUCCAUUUCAGGAAUGCUUGAUCAACAUCAUCGCAGUAACAUAUAACGUUACACCAACAUUACAUCUUGUCAUUUCAAAAA
Molecule: messenger RNA, 1294 nt
Organism: Branchiostoma floridae (Florida lancelet)
Lineage: Eukaryota; Metazoa; Chordata; Leptocardii; Amphioxiformes; Branchiostomatidae
Product: phospholipase A and acyltransferase 1-like
Exons: 3
Coding region: 334-825 (163 amino acids)
Biological process (GO): N-acylphosphatidylethanolamine metabolic process
Cellular component (GO): cytoplasm
Molecular function (GO): A2-type glycerophospholipase activity; glycerophospholipid phospholipase A1 activity
Source: RefSeq, a predicted model, not a curated record